CGUAGUGUCCCGUAUAAUCACGAUACAUCAACACAAGUCACGGCUUGAAUUCGAAUGAUCGCCACAGUUUGAUCCUAUAUGUUUCGAGUAUCUCUGUCUCGAAUUGCUACCGGAAGAUGGAGAAACCAGAUUGAGACUGCAACUGCAUGCAUAACUUGGAAUUGCAGUUGGUCAAAAUUGAUUGGUAAUAAUCUGUCCACCAAUCGCGCAGAAAGAGAGAGUUUUGUGAAAGGAAGAGAGAGCAGUGGAGUUGGCUUCAAGAGCUUGGGUGUACAUAGAGAGUUUGUGACGAAAUUGUGUGAGCGUGGUAUCGUUCAAGCAACUCAAAUUCAACAACUUGCUCUUCCUGUUGUGUCUAAACAAAAGAAUGCUAUUAUUCAUUCUGAAACAGGCAGUGGGAAAACACUAGCUUUUCUUCUGCCAGCACUUCAAGAUGACUCUAAGCAGCCACUUUCUACGGUCAUCAUUGUACCAACCAGAGAGCUGGCGUCACAACUGCUGAGAGAAGCAAAACUGCUCUCAAGGGAUACGACGUCUGUUCCUGCUGCUGUAGCUCUUGUCAGUGGAGUAGAUGAACAUGAACAAUAUAAAACUUUGCUUUCUGGUACACCAGGCAUUGUGAUUGGUACACCGAAAAGACUAAUGUCUGUGAUAGAUCGACACAGUGACCUGUUUGUUAAUACCAAACGGAUUAUUAUUGAUGAAGUUGAUAAAGUGGUUAGUCCGCUUAAACAACGUGCUGGAUGGAGGAAAAAGCAAUCGCGUCAAUGGCAUCCAAGACCUGGGACUGAGGUUGCACAACUUAUUCGACGAGUUAGUCAAGCUCAUAAACUGCACUUUGUCUCUGCAACAGCGACAAUCAGCCGUGGUCUAGUAGACGAACUUCGGCAGAUUGGGUUUGAAAAAUUGCACAUCAUUUCAUCUUUAGAUCGAAAUAUAGUUCCUAGCUGUAUCUCUCAUCAGUACAGUUUUAGUGUGGAAAACUCGGAACACGGUAGAAUCAACACGUUGUACAACUUGUUUGAGACAUCUGGUUGUAAGUCUGCUCUGGUCUUUGUUCAUCGAGGGUCUUCUGUUGAUCAGUUUGUUUCUGAUCUUCAACGGCUCGGUAUCCGAGCUGUUGCUUUAUGGAGGAAGGCAGCUCAUCCAGACUCGGCUGAUUUCCAAACGUUUAUUGAGGAUUUCAAGAGUGGAGAGAUUGAAAUAGUCGUUGCUAACGAGGAGACCGUCCGUGGCCUUGACUUUCAUUGGUUAACUCAAGCUUACCUGAUGGAUGUCCCACGCACGGUGGACGAAUACCUUCACAUGUGUGGUCGUGUUGGAAGACAAGGUCUUAAAGGGAACGCAACAACUGUAAUUAGCAAUAAACAUAAGGAUCUCGUAAGGCAGUUGAGGUUCUAUCAAAGACUUGGUGUAACUGGUGAGGAAAUCAAGUGGGAUUGCAAUUCAGGAGUAGCAUAGCAAGGAAAUCACACUUCCAGGACAAAAACGGUAAAUGCAAUAAGUUAGACAUAUAGACUUAAGCAACCUCUUUGUGGCAAGUAGUCAGUAAUUACACUGUGAUGAUCCCAUUGGUUCUGUUCAUAGAAUAAAGGUCAUCGCACAAACCGGUUUCCAAACUAAUACUAACAGCCAAUUAUAGUUGAAGGUCAUGAUCAUCAAGUGUAUUACAUACUCUGUACUCCUUGUUCACACUGUGUAUCGUAUGUUGAGUAUCUUUAUGUUCAUAUCUGACCAAUACGUUACAUAGCAACGAUCUACUAAUUAUUAUAAGUCCUUGUCAAUCGAGGGCGGGCCACAUCAUGAAGUUGUUUGAUUGUACAGACAUGUUGGUUGUGUGCUCGUUUGUAGUAAAUUGUUUGGUUGUCAA
This is a messenger RNA of Corticium candelabrum, 1870 nucleotides long. Its product is annotated as DEAD-box ATP-dependent RNA helicase CshC-like. Bases 79 to 1461 code for a protein of 460 amino acids. Lineage: Eukaryota; Metazoa; Porifera; Homoscleromorpha; Homosclerophorida; Plakinidae. The record is from RefSeq and is a predicted model, not a curated record. The transcript has a single exon. Gene Ontology annotation, molecular function: nucleic acid binding; ATP binding.